AUUUUCCUCUUUUCCAUGUCAGACACCAAUUGUGAGUAUGGUUUUUGCCCAAUCUGAGAUUUUACAAAAGGAAGUCUAUUUAUUUGAACGCAUUGACGCCUCUUCCAGAGAAACUAUGAAACACCUGAAAUGCAUUUGUUUUCUACGACCAACUAAAGAAAAUGUCCAGCAACUUUCCCAAGAACUACAUCUUCCCAAAUAUGGUUUAUAUUAUAUUUAUUUCAGCAAUGUAAUCAGUAAGCAGGAUGUGAAAGUUUUAGCAGAAGCCGAUGAUCAUGAAGUUGUUCGUGAAGUGCAGGAAUUUUAUGGUGAUUACAUUGCUGUGAAUCCACAUCUAUUUUCUCUAAACAUUGUAGGAUGUUGUCAGGGUUGCACAACAUGGUUACCGAAAUCCCUUUCCAGAACUGUGCAAGGUUUGACUUCAGUGCUUCUUUCUCUAAAGAAAUGUCCAAUGAUUCGUUAUCAAAACUCAUCAGAAAUGGCUCGGAGGUUAGCUGAAAAUGUGCGGCAAGUCAUCAAUAAGGAAGCAGCUUUGUUUGAAUUCCGAAAGACAGACAUAACUCCGCUGCUUCUUAUUUUGGAUCGACGAGAUGAUGCUGUGACACCGCUUUUGAAUCAAUGGACCUAUCAAGCAAUGGUUCAUGAAUUACUUUCCAUCAACAACAACAGAAUCAAUCUGUCGAGUGUACCUGGAAUUUCACGUGACCUCCAAGAAGUAGUCCUUUCUGCUGAGCAUGAUGAAUUUUACGCAAAUAACAAUGACAUAAUGAUGAUCUUCCUAUUCCACCAUUGUUUAUUUGCUUCAUCUAUCAAUUACCUUCAUGCUUUGCAGGCUUUUGUUGAGAAUUACCCCCAGUUUAAGAAGAUGUCAGGAACAGUUUCCAAACAUGUUACCGUUGUAGGAGAACUGUCUCGUCUUGUUGGUCAGCAUAACUUACUGGAAGUUUCUGAAUGUGAACAAGAGCUGGCUUGUCAGAAUGACCAUUCAGCUUCUUUACAGAAAGUUAAGAACCUGUUAAAUAAGGAAAAAAUCCGUGAUGUCGACAUGUUACGUCUUGUUAUGAUCUAUGCUCUACGCUAUGAGAAACACAGCAGCAAUGAGAUUUCAGGACUUGUAGAUAUACUCCGGAAGAAGGGACUCAAUGAAAAACUACGUUCAAAGGUGCAAGCACUCCUUGAUUAUGGAGGGAGCCAUGCACGAGGAACAGAUCUGUUUGAGAAUGAAGAUCCUGUUGCAAUAACAAAGCGUUUCCUGAAAGGAUUAAAGGGUGUUGAAAAUGUCUACACACAGCACAAACCUCUGUUACAUUCCAUAUUAGAUCAACUAACAAAGGGCAAGCUGAAGGAAUCCAGUUAUCCUUAUUUAGGGACUGGACAAUUGAAAGAUCGUCCGCAAGACAUUAUAGUAUUUAUGAUUGGUGGAACAACAUAUGAAGAGGCUCUAACUGUGCACUGCAUUAACAGAUCUGUAACUGGUGUGCGUAUUGUUAUUGGUGGUACAGCUGUACAUAAUUCUAAAAGUUUUUUGGAAGAAGUAUCUCAAGCUGUUCAAGGACAAACACCGACACGUUAUAGUAACCAUCCACGGUGGUAAAAAAAAAAUUCUAAUAAAUCUCAGAAUUAAAAAGUCUUCUAUCCAUUGCUCUAAUUUAAGUGUUGUGUAAGAAAUUCUUUAUUAUGCAAAUUGAAAAAAAAAAAAAUAAAAACUAAUGAACCAC
Molecule: messenger RNA, 1718 nt
Organism: Octopus bimaculoides (California two-spot octopus)
Lineage: Eukaryota; Metazoa; Mollusca; Cephalopoda; Octopoda; Octopodidae
Product: vacuolar protein sorting-associated protein 45
Biological process (GO): vesicle-mediated transport
Source: RefSeq, a predicted model, not a curated record